This is a messenger RNA of Penaeus monodon (black tiger shrimp), 3975 nucleotides long. RefSeq lists its product as uncharacterized. Lineage: Eukaryota; Metazoa; Arthropoda; Malacostraca; Decapoda; Penaeidae. The record is from RefSeq and is a predicted model, not a curated record.
CGCCAGCACCACAACAUUCGAAAAACGGCGAGGCUGGAGGAGAACGCUUGUCCGGGCUCUAAUGCUGGAUUUAUGGCUUUACCACUCGGGGAAAUGCGGCAGUGAGCGAGAUUCUGUGGCAGAUUUUCUCUUCUAGUGGGACCUACAAGCGACUCAUCAUGGCUCCAGCCCAAAGACGAGGGCAGUCAACCCCCACACCAAAGGCAGUAAGGUCUCCUGUUCUUCAGAGGAAGGUUUUAUCCCAGCUGAGGUCCAGUGGAAGGUCACCGCAUUCUCUUGCCAAAAAGUUAGAGGCAAAUCUGGUUGCAGGAACCCCAUCAUCACCUAUUAUAGGUCGCAGGAAGCCUCUAGCUUCAAGAGUGGAACAGCAAGACAAAGAAAACAAAAAUGUCUUAAGAGAAAAAAAUGCUGUACAGAAUCCUUUAUCAUCCCCCUUGAGGGAGAAGAAUAAUAUUAUGCAUAGCAGUACUGUUGUAAAGAAACCAAAUGCUGAAUCACAAAGACAGGCUAUAAGGAAGCUAGAAGGUGGUGAAGUGAAUGUAGAUAAGGAGAAUGUUACUGAAGCUCCAGUAAGGAAGUCCACAAGGGGGAAGAAGAUCCAGGAAUCCCACUUAAAGACACUGGAGAAAAAAGACAGCAAGAGCAAGGAGCAAAAUAAGGCAGAAGGCAAAAAGAUAAUUACGAAAAGAAGAGGAAGAAAAGAAAUGGAAAAGGAUUCUUCACCUAAGUCAGCCACAGAUGGAACUGCAGAUCAGAUCUCAGAGCCAGAUGACAAAAAUGUAAAUUCUGAGCCUUCAUCUCGACGUUCCACCAGGAUGAGAGCAACGCAAGGAAAAUCAUCAGAAAAGGAAACUGCUUCCAAAGUUAAUAAAGAAAAUAAAGGUAAAACUAGAGACCCUAAGCCUACUGGAAAAACGACAAACUCUGUGGUUGAGGAAACUGUUCAUGAAAAUAAAAAAGAGAUUGUUGUUCAAACUCUAGUGAAAAGGUCUAGUGCUAGAAAGGCAAAGGCAGUUGAAAACAAAGCCUCCCCCAGUACCUCGGAAGAAAGUGUCAACAAACCCCGAAGUAAAACAGUAACUAAAGGUACAGCUACAGCAGUUAAAAAGGACAAAAUCAGACAGAAUAUUGAGGAAAGCAGAACACAAGAAGACAAGGAAUCUCCAGUGAGUAAAAGAGUAAAGGGAAGAAAGCCUCAACCAGGGAAAAAUGUUUCUUCCCCUCCAGUAAAUGGUAAAAAAAACCCUUCAGAAACACCCUCCCAGUCCAAGAAAAUGAAGGAACCUUUGGGAACUUCAAGCAGCAUUCCUGCUGUAAAAGCAGCAGAAUCUCCAAAUGAAACAUUAAUAUCGAACAAACCUAAAUUGCCAAUCUGGAAUACAGUGAGGAAAAAAAUUAAGACACCAGCAGAGAGGAAAAGAAGAUCUUUAAGGAUUGGAGGAGAUGUCUUCGAGUUUACUUUCAAUGCCGAUGAAGAAGGAGCAACAAAGAAAUCCAGAAGAAAGAAGGCAAGGCGCACAAAGCGAGAAAAACCCAAACCCAGAACAAAGCCAACACUUCUGACCACUGACCCAAGUUGGCAGACGAGCAUUCUAGCACCCAAGUCUCGUCGACCUGCAGGUGAGAAGUCAGCGAGGGUAAGUGGGAAGGAGUCCGUGAGAGACGAUGGAAAUGAAAAUACUGGGAUUAGAGAGAAUGAAAAGGCAAGAGGCAAUGAAUCAGAAAGAACAAAUGUUGCAGUAGAAUAUGAUUAUGAUGAUUAUUUUGAUACACAUGAUACUGAAGAUGUAUUUGAGGGAUUUGAAGGAGAAACUGCAAGUUCAUUUGUACCUGGUCCAGAGGGCUCUCUCGCAACUAUGCCAAUGGUAUCAGCUAGUACAUUACCUACUCCAGCCAUAUCAAAACACAUGUCCAAAUAUAUUGGAGGCUCUUCAACUCCAAGAGUAGAGAACAUGGUGUCUUUGACUAUUAACGAACCACAGCCACCCAAGGAGGUCAAAGAAGAUAUUGCUGUGUGUUUUGGUUUUGAUGAUGAAAGUGAGGUUGAGGAAAGUGGAUUAAAUCUCUCUCCGGUUCAGAGAACAGGCCAAAAUUCACAACUGCAAAUCACAAAUAUGACAGACAGCUUUACGUCAUAUUGCCAGCCACCCAAUCAGUCUUCUGUCAUGCCCUCCCGUUUUUCCUGGAGUCGCCUUCGUCCUGGUGUGAAAAGUUAUUCAUCCAUAAAUUGUUCAGCUAGCAUGAUAGCUCAUGGCCGCAGCACAUCCACAAUGUCUGUUUCACAAAUGUCCAGUGUAAGUCAGAACUCAAGAUCAGUUGUUGGGAAAGGUUCAAACAGAUCCAAGUCUGUUGUGAAAAAGCCUACAGAAACUAGUAUCAGGAGACCCAGAAGACAGGUUAACACAAAGAGGAAAGAAGACAAAGACCAGGAGACGGUUGCAAAUGUGUCGCUUCUUUUUGAAGAGGAAGAGGGUACAGAGCGCCAGCUAACACUGGAUGAGAUGUUGCUCAAUCAGGUCCCGCAGAAAGAGCAGUUAUCGUCCUCUGGCCAAGAAAAUGUCAGGCAGCUGGGAAAUUCCCCCGAAAAAUCAUUUUCUAAGCCAGCAAGAAAAUCUUACGACAGAGGAGUCUUGGAAGAAAUAAGGCAGAAAUUCAUACAAGAAUAUAGAGGAGGGGAUACAACAACAGAAACAGAGGAUGAGGAUACCUCUCCUGAGAAGCCCAAGAGAAAGAAGAAGCCUCAGACAAAGAGGGCACCCAAGAAGAACAAGAAGGUGGCUGCCAACAGUUCGCAGUCAACCAAUGACUCCUCGUUCUCAGACACAUUCACUUCCGGCAAAGGAAAGGCCGUGAAGAAGAAGAAGAAAGUGAACAACGUUUUUGAGCGAUCCAUGGAGGAGUGGGCAUCAGAUUUAAAUAGUCACUUCAGUGAAGUAGAAGAUUGUGAGCUGGUGAUUUUGUAAUCUGAAGCACGAAAAGAAGUUUUGCUUUAAUAUAAGGGAAUGAUAUGAAAUACUUACUGAAUUAAGUGGUGUAUUAAUUUUGUGUUUGUGUAAAAAAAACUUUUGAUAGUAGUUUUCAUAGCUCUCAUAUUUUAUAACAGAUGGCUACUGUAAUGUCUCUGUCAAAUGUGUUUUAGUUUUGGUUGUUUUUCUUCAUUAAUUGUGAAAAUGGACACAAAAUCAUUCUUGAUUUGAGGCACUAUGGUACCAUUUUUUACAUAGAUGUACAAAGAGAAAAUUAGUUUUGCUUUUAUGCAGAAUGAAGUGGCUUGACCUGUUUUUAGGCUCUCAUUAUUUAAUUAAUAGUUCAUUACAUUUUGUGUUAUCAACAAUUCAUGAUCUCGGCUAAUUCUCCUUAGCAGGAUUUUUUCCCUAUUCUUUUGUACUUUUUAGAUAUUCCAGUUUAUAUCUGGUAGGGAGUAUGCCAUUCAGAUUUAGAAAUAUCAUCUUCAUAGGAAUAAGCUGUACCUUAAACAUAUAUUAAGCUCCUUGUAACCUGUAUCUUUUUAUUGUACAUACUUAACUUCAUACAUAAGAAUAAGUAUCUGGACUUUUUGGGUUGCCUGCAUGCAGUUCAGAUCAGUAGCAUAUUGAUAUUGAAAUAUCAAAAAAAGAUUUGUACUUUCUGCAGGGAGUGUAUACAUUAAACUAUCAGCACAACUAAGGUUUAUCAAUGUCAGAAAUUAAGAUGUUGGUAAAUAUUGUUGUAUAUUUCUGUUGUGUGCUUUUGUUAUGGAAAAAAAUAUGCUCAACUUUUUAUUCUAGAGUGAAAAUUUAGAAAAAAUGGUUUGUCAUCUCCCUGAUGGAAGAACAAACUUGCUUCUGCUAAAGUGAAAUAAAUAUUUUGUACCUGGUAAAUAUAUGUAAAUUAUAUUAAAGAGUAUUUUAAAUAUCCCAGUAGAUAAGGUAAUUUAAGGUACCUUAUGUAAUAUUCUUAAUUCAAUAAAAAAAUUAAGAUGGAAUUUAAAAGUAA